CGGCUAUGUCUAGCAGCCAGCUGCAGAGACCAAGAUGUGUUCUCUGAUUACAGGACAUCCUCAGCCCUAAGAAGUCAUACAGGAGUCAAAGACUGAAGCAGCCCUGCUGGGUUUUCAACAAUGCCUCAAGCGGUGGAGUGCACCCCCUGGAGGUGGCUGAAGGAGGGAAGGGAGUCGCGGAAACUGGUUCUGGUGGUCGUGUUUGUCGCUCUGCUGCUGGACAAUAUGCUGCUCACUGUUGUGGUGCCAAUCGUCCCCACCUUCCUCUAUGCAACAGAAUAUGAAGGUGCUAACAGCUCUGCUUCCCAGAACUGGAUCAUGGCAGCUCCUGCAGCCUUUGCAGCUCCUCCCUUCUCCUCCAUGUUCUCUUACUUUGACAACACCACAGUGACUGUCUCAGACGACAUGGCUGUCAACACCACAGUGGGGGUGAACAGGACAGAAAACAGCAGCCUGCCUCAGCUCACUGGGGCCAGCCUGCCACCAAAAAACAGCUGUGUAGAUGGUGAGGCAUUCCUCAUGGAGGAGAACGUGCGCGUUGGACUGCUGUUUGCCUCGAAGGCUCUUAUGCAGCUCAUAAUCAAUCCAUUUGUGGGUCCCCUGACUAACAGGAUAGGAUACCACAUUCCCAUGUUUGCUGGAUUCAUCAUCAUGUUUCUCUCUACAGUCAUGUUUGCUUUCUCAGGUACCUACACCUUGCUGCUUAUGGCUCGAGCGCUCCAGGGCAUUGGAUCAUCCUUUUCAUCUGUCGCAGGCCUGGGAAUGCUGGCAAGUGUGUACACAGAUGACUAUGAGAGAGGAAAUGCUAUGGGGAUAGCAUUAGGAGGUCUGGCAUUGGGGGUGCUUGUUGGGGCUCCUUUUGGAAGUGUGAUGUACGAGUUCGUUGGAAAAUCAGCGCCCUUUCUGAUCCUGGCAUUCUUAGCCCUUUUGGACGGAGCUUUACAGCUGUGCAUCCUGCAGCCGUCUAAGAUUUCCCCCGAAAGCACCAAAGGCACCCCCGUAUUCACUUUGCUGCGAGAUCCCUACAUCCUGGUUGCUGCAGGUGCCCUGUGCUUUGCUAACAUGGGAGUGGCAAUGCUGGAGCCCACGUUACCCAUCUGGAUGAUGCAAACCAUGUGCUCCCCAAAGUGGCAGCUGGGGAUGGCAUUCCUGCCUGCCAGCAUAUCUUACCUUAUUGGCACCAACCUCUUUGGGGUGCUGGCCCACAAAAUGGGGCGGUGGCUGUGCUCCCUGAUUGGAAUGGUUGUGGUGGGGAUUAGUCUCCUUUGUGUGCCUCUUGCGCAAAAUAUUUAUGGACUGAUCGGCCCAAACGGUGGGCUUGGCUUUGCCAUAGGCAUGGUGGAUUCCUCGAUGAUGCCUAUUAUGGGAUACCUGGUGGACCUUCGUCACACCUCUGUCUAUGGUAGCGUCUAUGCCAUUGCUGAUGUUGCCUUCUGCAUGGGCUUUGCUAUCGGUCCAUCUACAGGAGGUGUGAUUGUACGGGCUAUUGGGUUUCCCUGGCUGAUGGUCAUCAUUGGAGUGACCAACAUUGCUUACGCCCCUCUCUGCUGGUACCUGCGAAGUCCUCCAGCUAAAGAGGAGAAGAUUGCAAUUUUAAACCAGGAAUGCCCCAUGCAAACCAAAUGCUACGCCACCCAGAAACCUCUGCGGGAAUUCCCCCUGUCAGAUGGUAGUGAAGAGGAGGCAGAGAGUGAGGAAUAGCAGGAGCAAAGAUAAGCUCUUGCUCUGAAGCUGUGUCAAGUUUACAAAACCCUGGACAUCUUAUCAAAGAAGACUAACCCAGAGACCUCCCUCCUGACAGCCAACAAGAUCCAGGAAUCCUGGCUUCAUUAAUCUGCCAUUCUCAUAGCACUGGGUGGUCAGGCUGUUUACAGGAAGCAAUUGAGAGCCAGGGCUCCUGGUUUCGGAUUCCUGGCUAUUCUCAUCUGCUGUGUGCACUUGUGCAACUCACUUAACCUCAUUAUGUCUCAUCUAUGAUAAGGGAUUAAAAGGAGGUGGGGUCAGCCCAUACUAUCCUAGAGAAAAGCAGUCAUGUAGUGCAAUCUACCCAGCUGUGAUAUGUGCAUAGUACCAACCUACCUCACAGGGGUGUUGUGAGGCUGUUAAUUAAUGCCUGUGAAGUGCUUAUGCUUCUUGGAUGAAAAGCACUAAAGGGCAAAAUACUAUCUCCAGGGGAUUUUCGUCUCUGGGGAUCCUAUUAUAAUCUCCAGCUUGGA
Gopherus flavomarginatus (Mexican gopher tortoise) is the source of this 2216-nucleotide messenger RNA. RefSeq names its product solute carrier family 18 member A1 (gene SLC18A1). Gene Ontology annotation, cellular component: terminal bouton; synaptic vesicle membrane. The transcript is spliced from 16 exons. The coding region runs from base 121 to 1701 and encodes 526 amino acids. Gene Ontology annotation, molecular function: xenobiotic transmembrane transporter activity; serotonin:sodium:chloride symporter activity. Gene Ontology annotation, biological process: aminergic neurotransmitter loading into synaptic vesicle; xenobiotic transport; transmembrane transport. Lineage: Eukaryota; Metazoa; Chordata; Testudines; Testudinidae. The record is from RefSeq and is a predicted model, not a curated record.